Molecule: messenger RNA, 300 nt
Organism: Entrophospora candida
Lineage: Eukaryota; Fungi; Glomeromycota; Glomeromycetes; Entrophosporales; Entrophosporaceae
Source: the annotation of a GenBank genome assembly
AUCUAAGUUCAGACAUAUGUUUAAUUCAAAAAAACAAAAGGUUUCAACAAGAUAUACUGGGGACAGGUUCUAGUAAUAGUGCAGGCAAAAAUUGUGAUGGAGAUAAACAAAAAUCACAAUGUAUUAUAGAUCUUAAUAAUAAAAUUUCACAACAGCAGCAUCUAUUAGAAGCUCAAAAUCUUGAAAUUGAAGGAUUGAAACAAAAGCUAAUUGAUUCUUAUGAUCAAUUAAUUAAAGUUCGGGAUGAAAACAAUACCCUUUCUAAGCAGUGGGAUUCAUGUUUUAGUAGUCAGCAAAAAU